UUGGAGCUUCAACAACUUGCAACAAUGGAGUUUUACUCACUGGCUUUAUUUGCAUGUUUGUCCUCCUUCUACGCCGCCACCCUGGCACUGCCACACAGAGGUGCGUGCCUCCUGCAAGCGGACGAAGGGCCGUGCAGAGCCGACAUCCAGCGUUAUUACUACAACACCCUCAGUCAGAAGUGUGAGGUCUUCUACUACGGGGGUUGCCGGGGCAACGCCAACAACUUCAGGACGUAUCAGGAGUGCCAGAAAACUUGCUUCAGGAUACCGAAGAUUCCUCAGAUGUGUCGCUUCCCCAAGGAGGAGGGCCCCUGCCGGGCCCUCUUCACCCGCUACUUCUUCAACAUGACCAGCAUGCAGUGCGAGACUUUUUACUACGGUGGCUGCGAGGGCAACGCCAACCGCUUCUCCGACCUCAGCGCCUGCACCGAGUACUGCAGUCCACGCAAGAGCUUGCCCGUGCUGUGCCUGGGGCCCCUGGACCGAGGCAGGUGCUCCGCCUCCAUAGCGCGCUACUACUACAACUCCGCCUCCAGGACGUGCGAGGAGUUCACCUACUCGGGCUGCGGGGGCAGCAGCAACAACUUUGUGUCCAAGCACAGCUGCAUGGACGUGUGCGUCAAAGGAGGCAGGCGGGCAGAGGCAGGAGGCAGGAAGCAGGAGGCAGGAGGCAGGAGGCAGGCGGGCAGAGGGAAAAUACGUCGCUUGAGACGGAAUCGGAUCACCAUCAUGCAGGCGUGAACUUGAAAAUGGACUGACACUUUUCUUUUCUACACACUUUGAUGACCACAACAUCUUUUGUUGCAUUCUUUUGAUACUGUGACUAUGUAAUAUAUUAUUAUUAUUAUUAUUUCACUGUGACUCCUUUUGUAUAAAUAUCUAUAUUUGAUAAA
Nerophis lumbriciformis (worm pipefish) is the source of this 893-nucleotide messenger RNA. RefSeq names its product tissue factor pathway inhibitor 2 (gene tfpi2). Gene Ontology annotation, cellular component: extracellular region. Lineage: Eukaryota; Metazoa; Chordata; Actinopteri; Syngnathiformes; Syngnathidae. Gene Ontology annotation, biological process: negative regulation of peptidase activity. The record is from RefSeq and is a predicted model, not a curated record. Gene Ontology annotation, molecular function: serine-type endopeptidase inhibitor activity.